Penaeus vannamei (Pacific white shrimp) is the source of this 660-nucleotide messenger RNA. RefSeq lists its product as uncharacterized. NCBI's taxonomy places the organism in Eukaryota, Metazoa, Arthropoda, Malacostraca, Decapoda, Penaeidae. The record is from RefSeq and is a predicted model, not a curated record.
AUGAUAGCCAUUACACUCAUCGCCAUUCAAACAGGGUUAAGAGGUGAUGCAGAACCUCAGGGCAAGACUGUUAAUGCGUCUCAGGCCCCAACAGCCGCCGCCCAGCAGCCCCAAAGCCGCGCUCCUAAGCAGCCUCCAAGCAGCGCGGCGACCCCAAGUAGCCGCCAACAGCCACGCCCCCAAAGCCAACUAGCCCGCCCCCAAGAGCCGCGCCCCAAGAGCCCAACAGCGCCCGCCCAAGCAGCCCAACAGCCCCGCCCCCAAGCAGCCAAACCGCCCAAUGCAGCCAACAGCCGCCCCCAGCACGCAACGCCCGCCAAAGCAUGCCCAACACCCGGCCCAAGCAGUCGCCCAACAGCCGUCCCAAUGCAGCGCAACAGAUCUCCGCCCCCAAGCACCCAAAGCCGCCCCAGCACCCACAGCCCCCCCAAUCACCCCAGAAGUCCCCGCCCCAAGCGCGAGCCCGCCCAAAGAGCCCUCACACCCGCCCCAGCAGCCAACAAUCAGCCCGCCCCAAGCAGCCCUCAACAGCCUCGCCAGCAGGCCCCAAACAGCCCCGCCCCAGCAGCCAACAGCCCGGCCCCAAGAGCCCACAGCCCCCCCAGCAGCCCUCGCCCCCAAACAGCCAAACGUUUCCUAAGAAUCUGGGUGCCCGCAUGA